Messenger RNA from Pneumocystis carinii B80, 738 nucleotides. RefSeq lists its product as hypothetical. Gene Ontology annotation, cellular component: SMN complex; nucleus. Lineage: Eukaryota; Fungi; Ascomycota; Pneumocystomycetes; Pneumocystales; Pneumocystaceae. The record is from RefSeq and is a predicted model, not a curated record. The transcript has 3 exons. Bases 1 to 738 code for a protein of 245 amino acids. Gene Ontology annotation, biological process: spliceosomal snRNP assembly.
AUGCGAAAAAAAGGAAAAAAAACGGUGAAAAAUGAGUCCAAAAUGAGUAUUUUAGGCCCAGUAGAUAUAGAAACUAAACAACGUGGAGUAUUUCCGGAAUUAAUGGAGUUAAAUGAGUCAUCAGAAAGUGAAGAUUCACUUCCUCUUGAUGGAGUUUCAUAUUUGAAAAAAGUGCGUAUAGAGGCGAAGAACAGGCCGGUUAUUAAGGCAGUAGAAGCGCCAUCAAAUGGUACAGGGAGGAUACAAGUAUCAGAGCCGAAAAUAAGUAAUAAAACAGAUGAAAUAUAUUCAAGUAUAUGGGAGGAAAAGUUUUUAGAAAAGUUUAUAAAGUUACGGAAAAAAUUUGAUUUACAAGAAAAUCUAGAAAUGAAGUCAUUACCAGAGGAUAAAAUAGAAUGGCGCCGAUUAAUUAUGGAGGAAAUGAAGCCACCAACAAUAUUAAUUCUUAAAUCUAUUAACCAGUGUAUUGCUUUAAAUUUAUUAAAAUGGAAUACGGAAUGGAUUUCAAGUAAUAGUCAUGAACAACAAAUAAUGUGGAUAUUUUAUCUUCUUGUAAAAAUAGAUAAGGUUAUGACAUCAGAAGAAUUAAGUAUUUUAAGAGAACUUUGUAAAAAAUGUUUAUUUAUUAGAAAUACGAAGAAAAAUUUACCUUUAUACAUUCAAUCCAAUAUAGAUAUGGUGAUUUCGAUAGUUGGAAAUAUAUUUGGUCAAAAAGACUUACUUUUAAGUAAACUUUAA